AUGGCAGCAUCAGCAGGGUACUUUGCAAUUGGUUUUCGAAGCAUUCAAGUUAUUCAAGUUAGACUUCGAAAAGCAGAUUAUAAGCCUCCAUUAGACAGAGCAAGUAAGAUUCCUCGUCAAAAUGCUGGCUAUCGUGUUACUGAUGGCAAUAUUGCUGCUGUUGACUUUGGUACUACAUCAGUUUCAAUUGCCUUCAUUACAAAAGGAGAUGAAAAAGUUACCACAUUCACACUUGACCGUGAAGACCAGUCUACUCGAGUUCCUAAUGCAGUUCUUUUGAAAAAAGAAGAUAAUGGCAAAAUGAAGGUAGAGGCUUUUGGAAGCAUAGCUCGAAAAAAAUUUACUUCAAUGAGAUCAAGUGAACAUCACACCCAUGUCUACUUUGAGAGAAUCAAAAUGUUAAUGAGAAGAGAAAAGGCAGUUGAUAGAGAUACAGCAGUUGAGUCAUUUUCUGGUGAGAAGUACUAUCUGGUUGAAGUCAUUGCAUUUAUACUGAAGUACCUGAGGGAUCUACUGAUAGAUCAUUUCUCAUGUACUGUCAAACCAUUGAAGACAACAGAUUUUGAUUGGGUCAUUACUGUACCUGCUAUAUGGGAUGCACGAGGAAAAAGAAUGAUGAGAGAAGCUGCUUAUAUGGCUGGUUUGCUGUCAGGAUAUGGUGGCAUCACCAAGUUCACUCCGGUUUCUUAUCGCUCUUUGCCUCUUCCAGAUGAAGUCAAUCCUGACAGGCUGUCAUUAGCACUAGAGCCUGAAUCAGCUGCCCUUUAUAGCCAGGAAACAGUGGGAGACCAGAUUAAAAGUGAUCCAGAUACAGCAAUUAUCCAGCAUCCAUCAGAUUACAUGGUAAUAGAUGCUGGUGGUGGUACUAUAGAUAUCACAGCUCAUAUUGAAGUUGAUGGUAGUAUUGUAGUUGAGAAUAUACCAACUGGUAAUGCAUGGGGAGGCACACAGAUCAAUGAAGCUUUCGCUAAAAUUCUUGAAGGUAUAGUUAAUGAUCCUGGAUUUGAAAAGUUCUUAGCUUCUGGAGACCGAUCUCAAAAUAUGGCUGAUAUCAUUAAAAUCUUUUACACCGAAUUUGAAA
Amphimedon queenslandica is the source of this 1081-nucleotide messenger RNA. Its product is annotated as heat shock 70 kDa protein 12A-like. The record is from RefSeq and is a predicted model, not a curated record. Lineage: Eukaryota; Metazoa; Porifera; Demospongiae; Haplosclerida; Niphatidae. The transcript has 3 exons. The annotation marks the transcript as partial.